Messenger RNA from Peronospora matthiolae, 807 nucleotides. Lineage: Eukaryota; Oomycota; Peronosporomycetes; Peronosporales; Peronosporaceae. The record is from the annotation of a GenBank genome assembly.
AUGAUGCGAUCAGCAGCUCGAGUGAUUACGCUCAACAGGGCGAUGCGACGCACGGUAAUGGCCGUUUGGCACCCUUCAUCCAACGUACUGCAACGGGCUGCGCUCCUGAGCUCUGCGAGUGGUUUACCACCGGCGGAAGAGACGAAACAGGUGUCUUUGCCCAGUCAUAUCAAGUUCCGAAUGCCUAAUCUGGAUUUUAAGGAAGUUGGCACUGGUGCGUCUGACACGACGCUAAGCAAGUGGUUCGUGCAGGAAGGAGCCGUCGUGAAGGAUGGCACGCACAUGUGCGAGAUUGACACACCGGACGUUACUUUUCAGCUCGAGUCUGGGGACAUGGGGAUCGUGGCACGACUGUUGGUGGGUGAAGGUACCUGUAAUGUUGCUCCGGGCCAACCGCUGGCUAUCAUAGUGCCUACGGAGGAGGAGGCUGAGGAGUUUGUCAAGGUGCUCAGAGAGAAUCCACGUUGUAUCGAAGGCUACGUUGAGCCGUCGACUCCAACACAGGCGGCUACAGCUGAGGUAGCAGCGACACCGGCUGCGGCUCCUACGGAAAACGCGGCAUCGAGCGACGUGUUGCGCAUGCUGAAUAAGCUGCAGAAAGAAGGUCUGUUUGAAGACGAGAAAGCGCUCAAAUGGCUCAAGUCGCAGGCUCGCAAGAAUGAUGUCCAGCUGCUGACUACUUUCAAGGCAAGUUAUGAUGACGGUGUACUGGAAGACGCGGCGUUUGACAAGGCGUUUUUUGUGCAAAAUGCACUUGAGCUUGCUGAAGAGGGAUUGAGGGUAGUUUCCGAACACGCCGAAAAGUAG